Quercus robur (English oak) is the source of this 657-nucleotide messenger RNA. RefSeq names its product mogroside IE synthase-like. The transcript has a single exon. The record is from RefSeq and is a predicted model, not a curated record. NCBI's taxonomy places the organism in Eukaryota, Viridiplantae, Streptophyta, Magnoliopsida, Fagales, Fagaceae. The coding region runs from base 1 to 657 and encodes 218 amino acids.
AUGGAGAGUCAAACUCAAACUCAACCUCAUAUCCUAGUACUUCCAUACCCUAUACAAGGUCACAUAAACCCAAUGCUCCAAUUCUCAAAGCGCCUAGCCUCAAAGGGUCCUAGAGUUACAUUAGUAGCUACCACCACUAUUAGUGAGUCAGUGAAAGCCAUAGCCAGCCACACUAUCAACGUAGAAAUCAUCUCUGAUGGCUCUACAGAAAAUAAAACUUUUGACACCAGUGACAGUGAUGAAUACUAUGAAAACUUCAGAGUGACAGUCUCUCAAAGCUUGACAAAGCUGAUUGAAACCCAAAAAAGUACCAAACACCCUCCAAAAUUUGUUGUGUAUGACGCAGUCAUGCCAUGGGCUCUAAACAUAGCUCGGGAACUAGGCUUAGAUGGUGCUCCAUUUUUCACUCAGUCUGGUGCUGUUAAUGCAAUCUAUUAUCAUGGCUAUAAAGGAACACUAAAGUUGCCCUUAGAAGAGCCUACAGUAUCACUGCCCUCGAUGCCAUUACUAGGAGCCAAUGAUCUACCUUCUUUCAUGGCUGAUGCUGGCACAUACCGAGCUUUAUUUAGCACCUUAUUGAACCAAUUAUCGAAUAUUGAUGAAGCAAAUUGGAUCUUUCGUAACACCGUCUAUGAGUUGGAAGAUGAGGUAGGCUAA